This is a messenger RNA of Diorhabda sublineata, 3646 nucleotides long. RefSeq names its product U2 small nuclear ribonucleoprotein auxiliary factor 35 kDa subunit-related protein 2. The coding region runs from base 2450 to 3532 and encodes 360 amino acids. The transcript has 7 exons. Lineage: Eukaryota; Metazoa; Arthropoda; Insecta; Coleoptera; Chrysomelidae. Gene Ontology annotation, biological process: mRNA splicing, via spliceosome. The record is from RefSeq and is a predicted model, not a curated record. Gene Ontology annotation, cellular component: U2AF complex; spliceosomal complex. Gene Ontology annotation, molecular function: pre-mRNA 3'-splice site binding; metal ion binding.
GCUGUCACGUUUUAAUAGGGUAGAAAGUUGGUAACCUUAAGUUUGAUUAGAGUAACCACAGUUUUCCCUUGUAUGUUCUGUCGUCAAUUAUUUGUUAAACUACCCUGUAUUAUGCAACAUAUGCAUAACAAUUAAAAUAAUUGCAUUGUAAACGUACCAUACAAUAUUUGGGUUAGAUAAUAGUAUUUUUUGAUAAUAAUUAGAUAUAUGCUUUUUUUUGUUAUAAACGACCUUUUUUAUUUAUUGUAAUUAUCGCUGGGGCAUCAGUACUGAGAAAUAUUUGUGUGAGUAAACAUAUAUUGUUGAUAUUGAUUUCGAAAUAUAUAAAAAAAUGUAAUAAAUCUACACAGUCAUAGCGAUUUACAAAACAAGAACUGAAAUCAACGUACAAUGUGUUUUGACCAUGAUUAAAAAUAUGUUGUUUUAUAUCUAAAAUAUAAAUAACUGAGUAUUUAUAUAUUAUGUGAAAACGAAUGCGAUUUAAUGAUGUUUCUGAAAUAACCACAAAUGUUUUUCUAUUUUCACUGCCAUCAACAAAUUAAUAAAUGACAACUAUGCGCAUGUGCAAACGUGGUAAUGGCGAUCGUGUUAAGUUUAUUUUGUCGUAUUUUUAUUUGGUGUGGAUUAUUUGUGAUAAAUUUAAUGUUUUUUUAUAUUUCUCAUUUUAGUUAAUAUUUGGUUUAUUUAAGGUUCUGAUAUUCAUAUAUGUAAUGCUAUUGGAAUAUAUACACAUUCUUAGAUGUAUAAAUCAUUAUUUUGAUUUAUAAUUCAUUAUUAUAAUGGGAAAGUAGACAUUCGGAAUGGAGGAAACUUGCAAAAAAAUAUAGAAGAAAAAGAAUUAGGCAGCAAAAGGCCAGAGUAAGAGAAGAAAAUGAACUUUUAGAAUUGAAAAAGCUGCUAAGCUCUCCUAGCUAUCAGCUUUUAUUGGCAGAAAAAAAUGAGUCAGAAAAACAGCAGAAAUUUGAAGAGGAUAAAUUGCAACAAGAAAAAGAGAGAGAAUGGUUAAGGAUUGAAGAAGAGGCUCAAAAACAGUUUCAGGUAUAUACACUAUAUAUUCAUUUCAGUGUCUUGAUACUGUUAUUAUCUAUACGUCUAGAGUACUUUUUUAUCCCUGAGCUGCUGUAGUGAUAAGGGUCGGGCAAAUGCCCCAUAAAAUGGGCAGAUACCUAGUUAUUUGACCAAAACCUUUUAAAAUGCCCUAUGUUUGAGUAAUUACUAAGCUCAAUCAUACCUGAAGACAGAUAUAAAGAAAAUUAUUCUCUAUGAUGAUGUUUUCUGGGUGAGAAUUGAAAAAAUUGUAGAGCUGAUAAUGCCAAUUGUCCAUAUGAUACAUUUCCAGAAUCUAAUUGUCGUCACAAACUCAUACAAUAACUACAAAGUUCAAUAACUUGGAAGCAAUUUUCAUUCAGAAGCUUCCAUCCUCUUCAAGUAAAUCCUUUAGUAUGGUGGCAAGGAUUAAGAGGAACCUGUGAAUUACCGAAUGUGACAAAAAACAUUUUUGGGACACCAGUAAUAUCUGCUGUCACUUAGAGAACAUUCAACACAAUUUGCUGGAUUCACUAUAAAAAGAGAAAUCUGCUAACAUAUGACAGGGCAGCAAAACUAACUUAUCUAGCUUGAUAUUGGAAAUUUAUAAAGAAAUCUUCCACAUAAUGAAGCAGAAUAAAGAAAAGAUAGAAACAGAAAAUUAAGAUGAAGACGAAAUCUCAGGGUCUGAGAAAUCAGAUUUGGGAGAAUCUGAAUCCUGAGUCUAUACCAAAAUGAAAAGAUGUUGCAGAUUAAAAUGUAUUUCUGUUUUAAAAAGCACUGAAAAUUGAUGUUAACUGAAAAGGAAAAAGAACUUUAAAUAAAAGAGCUCAAAAUGCUUGUUUUAGGUUGAUAAAUAUUUAAUACUUGUUACCUGGUUGUCACACUUUUACUUCUUAUUUUUUUUCUGCAAAAGUAUUACAUAUCUUAUUAUAUCAAUCCAAAGCAACACUUUUUUUGCGUUUAUUGUGUUUUACUGAUUGUUUUAACUGUCAAAUAAUCUCUACAUCCACUGUAAUGAAGUUCCAGAAUAAUGCGAUUCAUUACAUUAGAUUUAAAAUAAAGAAAAAAUAAGAAAAUCACUAAACUAGACUCGUCAGUAAGUAUCAUUAAUAAGUGCUUGUCUGACAAUAAUUCAAUAAUUUCUCAGAAAUAUAAAAAUGCCCAGGCAUUUUUGUAUUUUGGGAAUUUGCCCAGCCGUAUGCACCAACUUAUAAAUGAAUAAAAAUUAUUAUUUUUUAUUGUGCUUCUGAAUAUAUAUUUUCAUUUCUUUUUAAUCAUUUCGUUUUCUUUUAUUCCAGACUGUGUGCACCAUACUUAGUUUUGUUCUUUCCUUGGCGGUUCAUGAUUUUGAUCAAUCUAUCAGUAAUUUCUGCAUUAUUUAUGUACUUUAGCUUUUUACUGCAAAACUAGAUAAUAAACAAUGUUUUGUUCAUUUGAAUUAUUACAGGAACUUCAAAAAAAAUUGGCGAUUGCUAGAGAAGAACGAGCUAAACAAAAUGAAAAAAUUAUCUUAGAAUGGAAAGAGGAACAGAAAAGGAGGGAUGAACAAAAGAAACAGGAAGAAGAAAAAUUACAACAGCAAAUCAAACAGCAAGAAUUGCUAAAUAUCAAAGUAGAAGAAUUUCUAGAACAUGGUGGUGAUACCCCCGAACAUUUAAAAACUACUUUAGAAACGAAUCCAAAUAAACCACUAUGUCCAUUUUUUCAAAAGACCUCGACUUGCAGAUUUUUUGAUGUUUGCUCAAGAAAUCAUGUACGACCAGGAAUAAGUAGUACCAUUCUUAUACCAAAUUUUUUCUCACACUACAGUUUGGAAAAAACAGAAAAUGAACAUUUAACUGAUUCUAAUUUGGAAUUUGAAAAACACGAAACACAAGACUUUUAUAGAGAAUUUUAUAAUGAUGUUGUACCUGAAAUCGAAAAAUAUGGAAAGAUUGAAUUGUUUAUAACAUGCUGUAACCAUGAAGCUCAUUUAAGAGGAAAUGUAUUUGUAAAGUUCUGUUCAACCCGUGCAGCUCUAAAAUGUUUUAGAGCCUUGAAUGGUAGGUGGUAUGGUGGCAAGCAAUUGAGUGUACAGUUUUGUAAUGUACCAAAUUGGAAAUCUGCUGUUUGUGGAGUACAUUUCUCAAACAGAUGUCCAAAAGGAAAUAGUUGUAAUUUCUUGCAUCCGUUUAGAAAUCCAAGAAACGCUUAUAGCUCAUUUGCAAAAAUUAGGGAAUCCGAACAUAAAAAAAGAAAUUGUUCAGAAAGUAGAAAUUGGAGAUGGUCAGAGUCACCCGAACCAAGUGUUCAAUCUGACUGGGAAAAGGAUUCGGAUACGAGUGCUCAAACGCAAAAAAAUUCUAGGAAUGGAAUGAAAAGAAAAAGAUCAAAGUCCCGCUCUAAAUCGAAAGAAAAAUCCAGGAAGUCUAGUUCGAGUAAGCAUUCAAGAAAUGGUUCAUCAAGAUCUAGUAGCGGUCGUAGCAGAAGUUCAGAAAGAUGUUAUACUCAUAGACAUAAAUAACUAUUUGUAUAUGCUGAUAAUAUAAUUCUAUAAAAUUUAAUUUUAUUCACUAACUAUAAACCAAUAAUGUUACCAAUUAGGAGGGAAAAUAAUUAUUAAUUUAUUUAAAAAUUA